This is a messenger RNA of Phanerochaete carnosa HHB-10118-sp, 630 nucleotides long. RefSeq lists its product as uncharacterized. Lineage: Eukaryota; Fungi; Basidiomycota; Agaricomycetes; Polyporales; Phanerochaetaceae. The transcript has 3 exons. The record is from RefSeq and is a predicted model, not a curated record. The annotation marks the transcript as partial.
AUGCAGAAAUGCGUUGAACUAUCAAGACUAUCAAAAGCCAAGGCCGGCGCGCCGCGGUCCGUGAACUUCAGGCGCACCACGCCGGGGGCCGUCAACCCGACGCUCUUCCUCGGCUGGACCGACGGCGACUUUGAGCGCGUCGACCCCGCACACCCCUCGGCGCAGUACGCGGCGGCGUACAUGAAGCAGGUCAUGCCGAGCGCGAAGCAGCCCGGCUUCGUGCUCCGCGCGUACCCCAAGGGCGGGAUGUUCAGGCCCGACGUCCUCUGGCCCAGCCCGCCGUUCCGCCUCGCGGCGCCGCGCGAGCGCCAGGUGCACAUGUCGCUCGUCACCGUCACCAGGCGCGACAGCCUCUACAAGCAUAUCGUCUACCGCCGCGCCGUCAAGGCCAGGAUCACGCAGGCGGUGUCUCUCAUCGUCACGCGCGGCGCGGACGUGAAGAGGGACGGGGGCGGCAGGCCGGUGCUGACGUUCACGAACAGGCCCGACAGGAGCCUCGUCUUGGCUGACUGGACGUACGCCAUUGCGCCCCUUCCUAUGGUGUACAGGAUGCCGUGGCCGCAGCUUGUGCGCUCCCUCCGAAUGGCCCUGCACCAUGUCCGCGACCAGGGCAGACGGUUCGAGGUACGG